Molecule: messenger RNA, 810 nt
Organism: Thecamonas trahens ATCC 50062
Lineage: Eukaryota; Apusomonadida; Apusomonadidae
Exons: 2
Coding region: 1-810 (269 amino acids)
Source: RefSeq, a predicted model, not a curated record
AUGGCACAAUAUGCACAGGCCGAGUACUGGGAGAAACGAUACGGAGAAGACAAGGAGGCGUUUGAGUGGUACGGCGGAUACGAGGCUGUAGCACGGGUCUUCCUCGCCCAGGUGGUGCCCUCGACGCGGGUGCUCGACGUCGGCUGCGGUACUUCACAGGUUCUGGUCGAGCUGGCAAAGGCUGGCUACUCGCAUCUGGUUGGCAUCGAUGCCGCAGAGUCGGCCAUCUCGGCUGCCAAGGCCCUUGCCGGCGAUCUGCCUCAGAUGUCGUUCCAGACCGCCGAUGCGUCGGCCCUUCCCUUUGACGAUGGCUUCUUUGGCGCUGUUCUCGACAAGGGCACGCUGGAUACGACGCUCGCCGGGCCCAAUGCCACUGCCCGUGCACGUGCUAUGGUCGCCGAGGCCAGGCGUGUGCUCAAAGACGGCGGCAUCUACAUCGUCGUCUCCAUGGCACCCGAAACCGUCCGCCUCCCGCUGUUUAACGAGUUCAAGUGGCGCGUCUCGCUCAAGAACGUCCCCAAGGUCGGCGCCACCUCACCGCUGGCAAAGUACACCAUCCGCCGCUACUCCUCCAACGCCGCCGACCCGUUCAGCUUUGCCGACUCGAUUGGCUCGAUCUCUGAUCGCGCCCCGUCUGUCACCUCGCUCUCCGAGUUUGCCGACUCUUCGGGCUCUGGUCGGCGCAUCUCUGGCGCCUCCUCCUCGCACCAUCUUCGCCACGUCAACGUCUGCUCGUCGUCGUCAUCGACGUCGUCACCAUCGUCGUCGUCGUCCGCCUCGGACUCGUCGGCCGAGUCGGACGCGUCGUGA